Molecule: messenger RNA, 2155 nt
Organism: Chrysemys picta bellii (western painted turtle)
Lineage: Eukaryota; Metazoa; Chordata; Testudines; Emydidae
Gene: C2H7orf25
Product: chromosome 2 C7orf25 homolog
Source: RefSeq, a predicted model, not a curated record
UGAGGUACAUAACAUGUCCUAUUCUGGCAAAUGCUAAAGUAACUCUAUCCAGAGGAAGAGAAAAAUAUAUCCAUUCCCUUCUUGGGAGGUUAGUUUUUAGAGCUAUGGAACAGAUAUGGGUAUGAAUGGUAGCGGCAGGAUAAAUUCUCUGUAAUGCACCUUCACCCUUAUAGCCCCCUAAAGUAAAUAAAAAACACAAGGUAAGAAUGAAGGGGUUUCAGCUUAUCCCUACAGUAAGGCCCUGGCCUGGAUCGCUAGGUGGCGCUGCAGGCGGCUGAGAAGAUAGAGCGUGCGGCAGCCAGGCCGGGUUUCCGCUUAGCUCGCCGAAAGGGAAGGGCCGGAGUGGGCCUUGCCAUUGGCUUUCUAUGGAUGGGUUUAGGGGGAGCAGCUGCUGUUGCACCGGGGGAAGGAGCGUGGCAUGUGCUGCGGGGCUGAUCCCCUCCCCUUUCAGGUUCUUCCCAUAUUAAGUAACUGAUCCUUUCCACACCGUGACGAAGUAGAAAUAAUGCUGUCAACAUGUCUGUGCAGUCAUUGCUUUGUGAGAGAAUCGCCGUUGCUAAGGAAUUAAUGAAGAGAGCAGAAGCCCUUUCCAGAUCACAGAAAGGAGGUAUAGAAGGUGGAGCAAAGCUAUGCAGCAAAUUGAAGGCCGAGUUGAAAUUCUUGCACAGGGUGGAGGCGGGGAAGGUGGCCAUUAAGGAGUCCCAUCUGCAGAGUACCAAUCUCACACAUCUCCGAGCCAUAAUUGAGUCAGCAGAGAACCUGGAGGAGGUCGUCAGUGUCCUUCAUGUCUUUGCCUAUGAAGACUGCUUUGGAGAAAAGCAAAUGCUGGUGGUAGAUGUUGUUGCAAAUGGUGGCCACACUUGGGUGAAAGCAAUUGGUCGAAAGGCUGAAGCUCUUCACAAUAUUUGGCUGGGCCGGGGCCAGUAUGGCGACAAAAGCAUCAUUGAGCAGGCGGAGGACUUCCUGCAAGCGAGCCGUCAGCAACCAGUGCAAUAUAGCAACCCCCAUAUUAUCUUUGCUUUUUAUAAUAGUGUGUCCAGUCCUAUGGCAGAGAGGCUGAAAGAGAUGGGCAUAUCCGUGCGGGGAGACGUAGUUGCUGUUAACUCUUUGGCAGAGCACUUGACUGAAGAGAGACACCUAAGUGCCAGUGAAUCUGAUGAAGAAAGCCCUGAGGUCCUGCAGGUGACCAGAGUAGACCGGGAGAAUUUAGUAGCCAGCAUUGCGUUUCCUACAGAGAUCAAAGUAGAUGUGUGCAAUAGGGUUAACUUGGACAUCACUACUUUAAUUACAUAUGUCUCUUCCCUUAGCUAUGGUGGCUGCUACUUCAGUUUUAAGGAGAAAGUGUUAACGGAGCAGGCAGCACAGGAAAGGAAGGAGAGAGUCCUGCCUCAGUUAGAGGAUUUCAUGAAGGGCAAGGAGCUGUUCGCUUGUGAAUCCGCAGUCAAAGAUUUUCAGUCAAUCUUAGAAACUCUAGGAGGACCUGGGGAGAAAGAUCGAGCCAUCUCUCUCAUGAAGAGAAUUAAUGUGGUGCCAGACCAGCCCUCUGACCGUGCCUUAAGACUAGUGGCUAGUUCAAAAAUCAAUAGCCGCUCUCUAGCCAUCUUUGGGACAGGAGACACUUUAAAAGCCAUCACGAUGACCGCAAACAGCGGUUUUGUUAGGGCAGCAGCUAACCAAGGGGUUAAAUUUAGCGUGCUUAUCCAUCAGCCAAGGGCACUGACUGAAAGCAAAGAGUCUGUUGCCAUGCCUUUACCAAAGAACUGCACAGCUGAUAGUGGGCUUUGACUAAGCCAUCUAAUUAAUUACAGUCAUUAAAAUAACUGUUUAAACGUGCUGCAGUGGAGGCAGUUCAAGAAAUAGAACUCUCAAAACAAUACUUUUUUGUGUGUGUGUGUGUGUGUGCCAGAUCCUGAUACGUGUAGUAAUUUACCUUCAAAUGAAAAAUUCAAGAAAAGCAGAAAAUUUGUACAUCAUUCAGAAUAGUAGUUGUAAUGGAUAAAGAAAUACAAGUUAAAAAAACGUACAUCCUCUGUAUGUGGAAUUUUUGUUCUCCACUCAAUAGAGUAUACAAUAAUUUAUUCAUGGGAAUAACUGCAUUUCAGUGGAAAAUGUUAACUGUGUUCUACCUUAUUAAAAAGUUCAGUUAGAAACUCAA